GAGCUUAGUUAUACUCAGUAGUUAGUCUGCUAUGGAGGUUUCUCUUAUUUUUGUUGUCUUCAUUGGGUUGUUCCUGAGUCCAGCUGAUGGACAUGUGCUGGAUCAUUUCUGGGAUUCACCUGAUUGCGUCAAGUUUUUCUACAAGGAGAAAAUUCCAGAUUUGGGAGCUUUCCAGCCAAAUUUGGUCCGGAUUUGUCAACGCUUUCUAAACACCUAUCACUUCGCCACACUGUAUGACACUUACCACCGCAUUGCUGUAUAUUCCGCUUAUAUCUUUGAGCCAAGCAGUGGUGGAGGAAGAGAGAAACGCUGGUUUGUGGAGCCACAGCUGGUGAGUCCCGCAUGGUCCACUGAAAUGGAAGAUGGGUAUAAGCUGUCUCAGCAGAACCCAGACAUCUAUCUGGGAGAGAAACAGGCUCUGAAUGAAGACUACACAAACUCAGGAUUUGAUCGAGGCCAUCUAAACCCUAAUGGACAUCAUGCAGUUCCAAGUCGUAAUGCCACCUUUACCUUGACGAAUGUGGUCCCUCAAAACCCAACGCUGAACCAGAAUGCUUGGAAUAAACACGAGUCUAAACUGACCAGCUUGUUUAAAGCAAACUGUCAUCAGGCCUAUGUUCUGGUUGGUGCCAUCCCUUCUUCUAACAACUGGAUCAUCAAGAACAAUGUGAAAAGGGUAAACAUCCCAGAGUACUUGUGGGAUGCUUUCUGCUGCAUUGAUCAAAAUGGCCGGCCCAUCCUAAGCGGAGCUGCGACUGCCCUCAACACAGAGCUGAAUGUUGUUGUGGAAAGAAGCCUAGAUGAGAUGGUCGACUUCAUACAGCAGUUCUCUGAUGCACCGGUGAAUGAGCUGUUUAGCGGCCAAUGCAAAGCUGCUAACUAACAGCUUCAAAUAAAUGAAAGAAAUCUGUUAA
Molecule: messenger RNA, 914 nt
Organism: Danio rerio (zebrafish)
Lineage: Eukaryota; Metazoa; Chordata; Actinopteri; Cypriniformes; Danionidae
Source: RefSeq, a predicted model, not a curated record